AUGGACGGUUCUCAACCUUGCACUAUUUUAGGAACACAUCAAAGACUCGGAAGGCAGAGAACAAGCGGCAUGAUAGAUCUAAAAUGCAAACAAGCCGCUAGACAUUUUGAAAUCACAUUUUUAUUGGUUCGCAUCAAAGGUCGCAUCGAAGCUAUCCAAGAAGGCCUGGAUUGCUUCAACCCUAUCAGCGAGCUGGCUUUAGCUCCGCCCACAUCUAUUACUGCGCCUACCGAUUUUUCGAGUGUCCUCGAACCAGAAGAUAUCGAUGUCGAUGGCCCGCUUGAGCCAGCCGAUACUGAUGUAUCAGCUGAGACCCUAAUUAUGCCUGACAGCAAUGAUCUUUGGGAGGGCCUUGACGAGCCCCCAAUAUUGCAACUGGAUACCUUAACCUCGACUACUCCGACUCUCAAUUCUGCAAUUCAGAGCUGGGGGCAGGAUUUUCGUGAUGCUUGUGCAGAGCUCCAUAUGCUGCAUGAGCGAUACCGUGAUGUGCCUAUCAUGGCACUCACCACAACCGCGAACAAUCCCGCGAUCCAGGAUAUUUGUACAUGCUUAGGUCUACAUGACCCCUUAUGCCUGAUGCAGUCUUUCAACUGCCCCAACCUGUAUAGCAACGUAACAUCGGUCACGUGGCCCCCCUAUCAUUUUCCCUUCAUCCUCGCCCUCACCAUCUACCGGCUUGUCCUCCUUUACCGACUUUCUGUUGACUGGAUCCUCGGGACCGUUCCCGUCCCUCACAUUGUCCGCCUCUAUGCACGUGCAUGCACGUUCCUCCAUUGA
Suillus discolor is the source of this 780-nucleotide messenger RNA. RefSeq lists its product as uncharacterized. The transcript has 5 exons. The record is from RefSeq and is a predicted model, not a curated record. NCBI's taxonomy places the organism in Eukaryota, Fungi, Basidiomycota, Agaricomycetes, Boletales, Suillaceae. The coding region runs from base 1 to 780 and encodes 259 amino acids. Gene Ontology annotation, cellular component: cytoplasm; chromosome. Gene Ontology annotation, biological process: DNA repair; DNA recombination. Gene Ontology annotation, molecular function: 3'-5' DNA helicase activity; four-way junction helicase activity.